AUGUCCUCCCAACCGCGCGUCGGCUUCCUCGGCCUCGGCAUCAUGGGCGCGCAGAUGGCGUCCAGGCUCGUCGGCGCGGGCGCGAACAUCACGGUGUACAACAGGAGCGUCGCGAAGACGGAACCCUUGCGCGCGCUCGGCGCCGCGGUCGCGCGCACCCCCGCGGAGGUCACGUCCACGUGCGACGUCGUCUUCGCGAUGCUCGCGGACCCGAGAGCCGCGGAGGCGGUCGCCGUGGGCGGCCCGGACAGCGCGGUCGCGGGGAUCGCGUCUCGAGGAUCAAACGCGAGCGCGAGCACGUACGUCGACUGCAGCACCGUGGACGAGCGCACGGGCGUCAGAGUCGGCGACGCCGUGGAGCGAUCCGGCGGCAGGUUCCUCGCCGCGCCCGUCAGCGGCGGGUGGAGGGACGCCGCGUCCGGGAAGCUCCUGUUCCUGUGCGGCGGCUCGCGGGCGGCUUUCGACGCCGCGUGCGGCCCGCUCGGCCUGGACGCGAUGGGCCACCGCCGAUGGCUGCUCGGGCCGGGCCCCGCGGAGGCGGCGCGCGCGAAGCUGAUGCUGCAGAUAAUGAUGGGCAACGUCGUCGGCUCGCUCGCGGAGAUGAUGGCGAUGACGAGAGCGUCCGGGCUCGACGAGGGGAGCGUUCUCGACAUCUUAGGCGAGAGCGCGAUGGGGAACCACCUCUGCGCGGCGAAAGGGAAGCUCAUGCAGAGAGGGGACUACGCUCCGAACUUUCAGGUGUACCUCCAACAGAAGGACCUUCGGCUCGCGUUACAGCUGGCGGACGAGUUGGGCGUGCCGAUGCCGAUCAGCGCGGCGGCGAACGGGCAGUACAUCCGCGCGCGGCAGAUGGGACUGGGAGAUAAGGACUUCGCCGCGGUAAGGGCGGCGUACGAUGCGGAGGUGCUGUCGGACAAGGAGAGCCCGGAGGUGGACGCGUGAAGAGGAAGAAGGAGAAAACGCGACGGGGAACCGUUGCCCUCGCCGCGAGGGUUUCGCGCGCCCGUCCGUCGCGGCGGUCUUCCACGAGGACCGCGCCCCUACCAUUCUAUCACAUCGCAUACGAUACCGC
Molecule: messenger RNA, 1072 nt
Organism: Micromonas pusilla CCMP1545
Lineage: Eukaryota; Viridiplantae; Chlorophyta; Mamiellophyceae; Mamiellales; Mamiellaceae
Exons: 1
Coding region: 1-942 (313 amino acids)
Molecular function (GO): oxidoreductase activity, acting on the CH-OH group of donors, NAD or NADP as acceptor; NADP binding; NAD binding
Source: RefSeq, a predicted model, not a curated record